Molecule: messenger RNA, 3241 nt
Organism: Carya illinoinensis
Lineage: Eukaryota; Viridiplantae; Streptophyta; Magnoliopsida; Fagales; Juglandaceae
Product: leucine-rich repeat receptor-like protein kinase TDR
Exons: 2
Coding region: 138-3035 (965 amino acids)
Biological process (GO): protein phosphorylation
Molecular function (GO): protein kinase activity; ATP binding; protein binding
Source: RefSeq, a predicted model, not a curated record
UUGAACUUACUUUCUCUAGUCCCAAUGUAUAUUUUUUUUUUCCGAUAAAACAAAUAUGAGUUAUCUUAUUAUAAACUGACAUAAUUUUCUUAUCUGGUAGGUUUACAAUUGUCCCUCCUCAUGCACUGCGAGUUCCAAUGGAGAUUUUCCAGUGCUUGUCUUGCAAUCUUUUCCUUGCUUUCAUGUUCAUCGUAGUGGUCUCAGGCAUUGAUCCCUACUCGGAGGCCCUUCUGAGUUUAAAAUCUGAACUCGUAGAUGACUAUCACAGUUUGAAUGACUGGCUUUUGCCGUCUGGGGGGAACUCAGUACCUGGAGAAAUAUCUGCAUGUUCUUGGUCUGGCAUCACUUGCAACAAGAACAAUACCUUUAUUAUUGGUCUAGACCUGUCUAUGAAGAAUCUUGCUGGUGUGAUGUCAGGGAAGCAUCUUGAUGUCUUCACUGAGCUUGUUGAUCUCAACCUCAGCCACAACUCUUUCUCUGGGCAGUUUCCUGAAGAAAUUUUCAACCUCACCAGCCUAAGAAGCUUAGAUAUCAGGAGAAACAACUUUUCUGGCCACUUUCCUGGUGGAAUAUCUGGGCUCCGGAACUUGGCUGUUUUUGAUGCCUUCAGCAACAGCUUUUCAGGGCCAUUGCCUGUUGAAAUUUCGCAGCUUGACUAUCUCAAGGUUCUUAAUUUAGCUGGAAGUUAUUUUAAGGGGCCAAUCCCAUCAGAAUAUGGUUCUUUCAAGAGCCUUGAGUUUAUUCACCUGGCAGGAAAUUUUCUCAGUGGUAAUAUACCACCAGAACUGGGUAAACUCAAAACAGUGACCCAUAUGGAGAUUGGCUACAACACGUACGAAGGAAGUAUUCCAUGGCAAUUGGGCAACAUGAGCGAGCUUCGGUAUCUUGAUAUUGCCGGUGCAAACCUCUCUGGCCCAAUACCAAACCAACUCUCCAAUCUCACCAAGCUGCAUUCACUUUUUCUCUUCCGAAACCAGCUAACUGGACUGAUACCAUGGGAGUUCAGCAGAAUCAUGCCUCUCACAAGCUUGGAUCUUUCCGAUAACCAAAUUUCUGGGCCUAUACCAGGUAGCUUUGCGGAGUUGAAGAACCUGAAACUGCUCAGUCUUAUGUACAACAUGAUGAAUGACACUGUCCCUGAAGGCAUUGCAGAACUCCCAUCACUCGAGACUCUUCUUAUAUGGAACAAUUUCUUCUCUGGGUCACUUCCACAGAGCCUGGGCAGACACUCCAAACUCAAAUGGGUGGAUGUUUCCACAAACAAUUUCUUAGGUAGUGUUCCUCCUGAUAUAUGUUCAGGAGACAUGCUGUCGAAGUUGAUCUUGUUUUCAAAUAAAUUUACUGGCAGUCUCUCACAACCACUUUCCAAUUGUUCUUCACUUGUUCGUCUUCGACUUGAAGAUAAUUCGUUCUCAGGUGAGAUCCCUCUAAGAUUCAGCUAUCUUUCCGAUAUCACUUAUGUGGACUUGUCGAUGAACAAGUUUACAGGAGGGAUUCCCGCAGAUAUAUCCCAAGCUUCCAAGCUUCAAUAUCUCAAUAUUUCCAACAACCCAGAAUUGGGAGGCGUAAUCCCCCCACAAUUGUGGUCUUUGCAACAUCUUCAAAACUUUUCAGCGUCUUCUUGUGGUAUCUCAGGCAAUCUUCCUGCAUUCCACGCUUGCAAAUCCAUUUCUGUUGUCGAACUGAACAUGAACAAUUUAUCAGGAAAUGUCCCGAAAAGUAUUUCUAAUUGCCGGGCCAUGGAGAGAAUGGAUUUAGGAAACAAUAAUUUUUCAGGCCAGAUACCUGAAGAGCUUGCAAGUCUUCCUGCUCUUGGUGUCCUAGACCUAUCACACAAUAGUCUCAAUGGCCCAAUACCUGUAAAGUUCGGCAGUUCUUCAAGCUUGCUACUUCUGAAUGUGUCCUUCAAUGAAAUCUCUGGUUCCAUUCCCUCCGAAAAGCUAUUUAGAUCAAUGGGUAGCAGUGCAUUUGCUGGAAAUCCACAGCUCUGUGGAGCACCCCUCCGACCAUGUGCUGGUUCAAUGGCAAUUUUGGGAACUAAAGGCACGGGUAAGAUUAUUUGGGUCUUGCUACUGUGUGCAGGGGUGGUUAUAUUCAUUGCAGCAUCAGCUCUUGGUAUAGUUUAUCUCCAGCGAGGAUUUAAAGGCCAAUGGAAGAUUGUCUCGUUUCCUGGACUCCCUCGAUUCACAGCAAACGAUGUUUUGAGGAGCUUCAGUUCUACAGAAUCCAAAGAAACAGUGCAAGCACCUUCAGCUUCAGCAUGCAAGGCAGUCCUGCCUACAGGUAUAACGGUUCUGGUGAGGAAAAUCGAAUGGGAAGCUAAGAGAAUGAGGGAAAUGUCAGAGCUCAUAACACGAAUGGGAAAUGCGAGGCACAAGAAUUUGAUUAGAUUGCUGGGAUUUUGCUAUAAUAAGCAUUUGGCUUAUGUAUUGUAUGAUUACUUGCCAAAUGGGAAUUUAGCUGAGAAAAUAAGAAUGAAAAGAGACUGGACAGCCAAGUACAAAAUUAUAGUUGGGAUUGGAAAGGGACUUUGCUUCCUUCAUCAUGACUGUUAUCCAUCAAUUCCUCAUGGAGACUUGAAGUCGAGUAGCAUAGUGUUUGACGAAAACUCGGAACCCCAUCUGGCAGAAUUUGGGUUCAAAUAUCUGCUACAGUUGAAUAAAGGUUCCUCUCCAGCAGUCUCCAACAAGGAAACAGGUGAGUUCCAUAGUGCAGCCAUUAAAGAGGAGCUUUACAUGGACGUUUACAACUUCGGAGAUAUCAUUCUGGAAAUUUUAACCAAUGGCAAGUCGACAAAUACAGGAACAAGCUUCCACAACAAGCCAAGGGAGGUUCUUUUGAGAGAAAUUUACAAUGAGAAUGAAGUUUAUUCCAACAUCACUGUGCAAGAGGAGAUCAAAUUGGUUCUUGAAGUUGCUUUUCUCUGUACAAGGAGCAGGACAUGUGAUCGGCCAUCCAUGGAAGAUGCACUGAAGAUGUUGUCAGGGUUGAAGCCACAAGACAAUAAAAUCACCUCAAAAUCAGGGAGGCUAUGAUCUCUGUUACAUAUUACCAUAUUAAAUCAAAAUUACUAAUAAUGCAAAUAGUUAGCUGAGAAGAGUGUCUGUGAGUAGGUAUUUGGUCUCUAUAUAGCUUGCCUUUUUGUCAUAAAUAUUAGAACUGUUUUGCUGUAUAAUAGUGGCCUAUAAAGGUUGGUACCCUUCAGCAAUCCUCUUGGAGUUGGGGGUACGUACUUUAUUUA